AUGUUUUCGAUGUUAGUUCAUGGUUUACAGUCCAUAUUUCCUCGGCAAUCGAGGUGUAUGAAUGCGGCCCUUUUUCAUUUUUCGGCUGUCUGCAAAGCCGAAGAUGUGGUCAGUGUGCAAAAGGCUAAGAUAAGCAAAGCAAUGAAAGCUUACUUGGAGCGUGCUAAAGAACACGAAAGUUGUAUGGAAACUGCGCGGUUAGAAUAUCAGCUGGGUAAGCGACAUUUAGCCAACAUGAUAGGAGCGGACGUAGAAAACUUCACUCAGCAGGACAUCGAUCAGGCGGUGCAAUAUUUAUUCCCAUCCGGUCUGUACGAUCCAGCGGCAAGACCCACUAUGAAACCACCGGAAGAAUUCAUUCCCAAAACGAAGGGAGCCGAAUUCGAUGAGACGGGUCGACCGUUUCACACAUUGUUCUACACUGGCAGGCCUAAUUUCUUUCAACUGCUGUUUGACAUUGUUGAAAAUAUUAACAAGCUAAACGCGCUGGAAGAUGCAACCAGACUCAAAGGCAAAUCGUUGGAAUCGGCGGGGAAGGCAUUAGACACAACAGGCUCUGAAUGGUUGCCUAAAGAAUUGUUGGAAAAGAAAAUUGUCGAAACUAUUUCUGACAUUGAGUAUGAAAACUUUGUCAGUGCUAUGAACCGUCUCGUGAGCCAUCCACUGUCUGAGCGUGUCAAAGGGUUUUUAAUCGAAUAUAGGAAACCUCUAAUUUCCAAGCUCGAAAAUGAUACCAUACCUACACCACUACAUGAUACCGACGGUCGCCAGUAUGUGACGAUAUACGAGUGUCUUCGUAAAACUGCACGGGCAGACGUGACUGUUAAAUUUCCUGGUUCCGGAAAAAUUGAAGUGAAUGGACAGGAUUUACGCAGUGUAGGAAAUGUACAGCAGCGUGAACAGGUUCUUUUCCCUCUAUUGUUUACCAACAUGAACGGGAGAGUUGAUAUUUCAGCCAACGUUUCCGGCGGCGGACCCUCAUCACAGGCAGGUGCUGUACGAUGGGGCAUUGCGAUGGCAUUACGCAGUUUUGUGGAUGCUGAGCAAAUUGCUCGUAUGCGAGUUGCUGGUCUAUUGACUCGCGACUAUCGUCGGCGAGAACGCAAGAAGCCGGGACAGGCAGGUGCACGCAGGAAAUACACAUGGAAAAAACGUUAA
This is a messenger RNA of Anopheles marshallii, 1158 nucleotides long. It is a transcript of the gene mRpS9, whose product is annotated as 28S ribosomal protein S9, mitochondrial. The record is from RefSeq and is a predicted model, not a curated record. NCBI's taxonomy places the organism in Eukaryota, Metazoa, Arthropoda, Insecta, Diptera, Culicidae. Gene Ontology annotation, biological process: translation. The transcript is spliced from 7 exons. Gene Ontology annotation, cellular component: mitochondrial small ribosomal subunit; ribosome. Bases 1 to 1158 code for a protein of 385 amino acids. Gene Ontology annotation, molecular function: RNA binding; structural constituent of ribosome.